AUGGAAGAAUUACGCUACGAAGACUAUCAAGUUAACAGAAAAUUUCCACAACCACCAUCAUUAUUUGGGUCAACAAAUAUAUUGUCGACGAGUGGAACAACGACAAGUGCAUUUAAUCCGUCGCCAUUUGGCACAACUGCUUUUGGUGCAAAUCCAUCAACUUCGACGCCAUCAACUAUGUUUGGUUCACUAACUAAUGGUAAGACUAGAACUAAUAUUUUGAUAAGAGAAGAAAAUCGUGAUAAUGAAAAGGAACAUUCUAUAUUUUUAAUCUUUUUAGCACCCACAACAACCGCACCAUUCUCAUUUGGUGCAAACACAGCCUCGACAAACAUUUUUGGUCAACCUUCUGCUAUAACAACGACCAAUACACAGUUUAGAAUGCCUACUUCUUCAGCAUUCGGUGCUCCAUCAUCAUCAAGCUCAUCGAUUUUUGGCGGUGGUACUACGACUAAUAUAUUUGGCAAUACUGCAAAUACAUCAAUAGCGUCGCCUUUCAAUCUAAAACCAGCAUUAACGAGUCAACCAUCGUUCGGUUUUGGCCCAACAACCAGUAGUGCACCAUCAUUUUCAUUUCCAACAAAUACUAGUACCUCUAUUUUUUCGCAACCAAAUACAUCAUUUGGCCCAACAACCAAUAUAUUUGGAGCGGCAUCAAGUGCACCGUCUGCGUUUGGUACAACUACUUCACCAUUUGGCCUGACUACUUCAACAUCGAAUGCUUUUGGUACAACGACUAGCACGACUCCUGCUUUUCCUGCUUUUAAUUCAGGAUUCACGGCAUCUGGGACAAAUUCAAUUUUCGGUUCGUCAACAACAACUCAACCUAACACUUUUGGCCCAACAACGAGUCAGCCUAGUACAAAUCUUAGCUCAUUAUUUCCAAAUAAUACUUCGAAUACGAAUACCUUUAAUACAAAUAUAUUUGGACAACCUCAACAAUCAUCAUUGUUUAAUCCUGUUCCACAACAGCCAUCUAUAUUCAAUCAACCAGUUCAAAGUGCUACCGCAGUUCCACCAUUCAGUUUUGCACAAACGUCCCAAACUAAUCCACAACAACCACAAAUGAUGAUGAAUAAUUCUAAUAACAUUCAAUUAUCAACACAGCAAAAUCAACAAGCAAUAGAGAGUCAACGACGUUUUUUACUUGCCAGUUUGCUUGAUCCAUAUGCUAGUCGUGGAAUAAAAGAUUACAAACCAAGUGAUCAAAUAAAGCCGCCACUUGAUUUAAUUGUUGUUACAUCGUCUGGUACAAUGUCGUCAAAUAUAGUCACCACUUCAACAGCUACAACGACAACACCUUCUUCGUUAGUUAUUAAUCAGACUCAUCGUAAAACAGCAUCUCAUCCGCUUGUUGAUAUACGUUUUAAAUUAACACCCGUUUCUUCAUCACCAUCGAAUAAUCACAAUGACCUUAAAUCACCGAAUAGUGGUCUAAUCAAUAGUCCAUUAUCAAACGAUUUUUCAGAAGAAGAAGAAAUGAUUUUGAUCGGACGUACAAAAUUAUCAAAAUUACGUUUGUCAAACGGUGAUUUUGUUGAUUCUAAUGAUUUACGUUCACCAAAUAAUGAGGCACCACCGUCUUCUAGUUCUCUCUAUCCUCUUCGACGUUUGGCUGAAUUAGAGACACUAUCAAAUAAUAACAGUGACAAAAAUACAAUGUUUGAUCGCUUACCUGUUGCUCCAAAAAUAACAGCGACUCUUGUUUCCUCAUCAUCUACAACUGUUGAUACAGCGUCUGCUUACGGCAUAAGUAAACCAAACACAACAGAUUUUAUGCUAAAACCAACAAUGGCAAAUACUGCAGAUAAUUCGACAAAAAUGUUACCAAUUGCACAUUCUACACCACUUCUUCAUAAAAUACCCUCACCUCCCGGCCGAACAACACAAAUUCAACAUCAAAUCGAACCACCACGCUAUGAACAUGAAGAUGAUGAUCGAGUUGUGAAACCAUCACAACGUUUAGAACUACCGAAAUCUCAACCAACUAUAUCUUCAAAACAAACAAACGCUACAAAUCUCUACAAAAAUUCAUCAACAGCUCGAAGUGAAGAAUCUCGUGCAUAUCGUUUACCAAAAUUAAGUCGUAGUGAUUAUUAUAUGAAACCAACACCGACUGAUUUAAAAAAACAUUUUAAUGAUCAAGGACAAUGUUUCAUUAAAGAACUUACAGUUGGAAGAGAUAAUUAUGGAUCUGUAACAUUUUAUGGAAAUAUUAAUGUUGCUGGUCUAGAUCUUGAUCGAUUAAUUGAAAUUGGACGACAUGAAGUAACUGUCUAUCCAGAUGAUAGUGAUAAACCACCAGUUGGAGAAGAAUUAAAUGUUUUAGCUCGAAUUACAUUAUUAGGCGUUUAUCCAACUGAUCGAUCGACUAGAGACCAAAUAAUUGAUCCUGAGAGAAUCAAUGCCAUGAAUUAUAAAGAUUAUCUUAAAGAUAUUACAAAAAAAUUUGAUGGCGAAUUCGUUGAUUAUAGUGCUGAUGAUGGAGCAUGGACAUUUACGGUCAAUCAUUUUACAAGAUAUGGUCUAGAUGGAAGUGAAGAUGAAUUUCUUUUACAAAAAUUAGAUAAACAACUCGCUGCAAAACAACAGCCACAAACAACAGUCAUAAAUCAGUUUCCAAUACAACAAGAACAAGGUCAAAAAAAUUCAUCUUCCACAGCUGAUUUUCUAGAUCAAACAAUUGCUGUCAAUGACUCUUAUACACUAUCACCAAAACCUCGAAUAUUUUCUAAUGAACAAUCGUUAAUGUUUGAUGAUAUGGAAAAAGAAAAUUCAUAUCACCCGGCACUAUCUCGACCUGCGACUGGUCUAUCGUUGCUUGGUCUUCCUUCAAGUGAAGUUGAAAAAUUAGCAAAUUCAUUAUUUGAUGACAAUGACGAUGAUUAUAUGCCCGUAUCGGAUGUGUUUACUAAAUCAACUGACAAAAUAGUAACAUCAACGAGAAUUAUUCCUGAUAAAACAAUAUCUCCUUCACCUCCUUUAAUUGAUUCUUCAAAAGCAAAACCUCCACCAUCAACGACAACAUUUUCAUCAAUUAACAUUCCUCCAAAACCUUUACCUAUUCGUGUCUAUCAAACAUUACCAAAACAAAUAGCAUUAAUCAAAGGAAAAUAUUUUCGAACAAAUAUUUCUGAUCAAUUACAUUAUAUGUCUACUGAUCGAUUGAAUGAAAAACGUUUAAUUCUAUAUAAUUCAUUUGAAAAUCAACAAGAUGAUGUUGAUAAUACAAAACGAUUUUUUGAUCUUCAUUUAUCAUGUUCAGAGCAAUCAACAAUGUCAACAGAGUCAUUGCCACAUUUUCGAGUAAAAACCACUCCAACUAUUCUUAAUAAAUAUAUUGAAUUCUAUACAAAACUAAUUGAUGAACAACAAAAUGAAAUGUCGAAUGAGGAUCAUAUUAAUACCUUUCAUGAAUAUACAUUACAAAUACUUGAAUUAUGUCGUCUACUAUGGACACCAAUAGAAACAAUUGAUGUUCAAUCUAUAAAUCAAAUCUAUUUUGAAGAGCAACAACGACGAAAAAUGCUUUCCGAUUGGUUAUACCAAUGUGUUUUGAGUAAACCAAAACGACAGCAAUGGAUAAUGCAAAAUUUUGAAUUUUUAUCACGUGGAUUACUUAAUGAUUGUGUCAAAUAUGCAAUGGAUGAAGGAGAUUUAAGAUUAACAGCAUUGAUUAAUGCUGUUUCGGGGAGUAAUACUUGUCGAGAUAUUUUACGCCAUUGUGCCAAUGAAGAUAUAUUCGAUAUAUAUACAGAAGACUUUCAAAAGACCAUUGCAAUAUUAUCCGGUGAAUUUAUUAUUAAAGGAAGAAAUGUGCUUGAUGUCAAUCGUGAUAUAUGUUGGGAAAUGGGAUUAGCAUUACACAUGAGAUAUGCUAAUUCAUUAUCGGAUUCAAUUUCCACCAUUGUUAAAGAUUUUGAACUUGCAUGUGAUGAUAACUAUUGGUUGAAACCUUUGCCAGAUCAUUCAAAUGAAGAUGAAAAUGAAGAUUCGAUAUUAGAUAUGAGAUGGCAGUUAUUGAAACUAUUUACAGAUGAAACAUAUCCACUUGUAAACCUUUUUAAUGUGAAAUCGUAUACAAAUAAUCCAUUUGACUAUCGUUUAAGUUGGCUUCUUUAUGUCACAUUACAAUCAGUUGGAGCUUAUCCAUUAUCGAAUGACCAUGAUACACAAAUACAUUUAAAUUAUUCUAAACAACUUGAACAAAUGGGUUUAUGGAAAAUGUCGAUAUUUGUUCUUUUACAUAUAAAUAAUGCAAAUAGUCGUUUAACAUUGAUUCGAGAAUGUUUAAAUCAUCACAUGACAUCUGAAUGCGAUAUAACACAAGAUGAACAAUAUCUCAUUGAUCAAUUUUGUAUACCAUUUGAACUUAUUAUGUCAUCAAAAGCAUUAAGAGCCGAAAAUGAUAAACGAUAUACAAAUUCUGUUUUACUUUGGUUACAAGCAAAAAAAUUUCGUCGUACACAUGAUCUGUAUUGUAAUCAUAUCUUUCAUGAUACAUUACUACAAGGUGAUUAUGAAUUUGCACGUCGUAUUCUUGAACAACUCGAUAAGGAACGGCGAAUAAUUGCACAUUGGAAUUGGAGAGGCGGAUAUUUAAAACAAUAUGUUGAAUUAUUGAUUAUGUUUGAAAAAAUUGAUCAAGGAAAUAUUCAAUUAUCAUACAGUGUUCAUAAUCGUUUAUUAACACAUACAAAUCAAUUAUGUGAUGUUUUACUCGAUGUGAUAAAUGAUAAAUACUUGAACAAAAUGAGUCUUGUUGAAAUUGGUCGACGUUUAUUGUCGAUAUUAAGUUAUGCACUCAUCUGUCAACAUACUCAUGAUAUAAUCGUCGAUAAUGAAGAAAAUUUUCAGAAAAAACUAGAUAUUUUUCGUCAACAGUUAUUAUCAAGUGUUCCAUGCUCUAUUCCAUUGAAUGUUAUUUGUACACAGAUUGAGUCUCUACGCAUUCAACUGUCGUCAUUUACCACUUUGAGAUCGUGA
Didymodactylos carnosus is the source of this 4986-nucleotide messenger RNA. Lineage: Eukaryota; Metazoa; Rotifera; Eurotatoria; Philodinida; Philodinidae. The record is from the annotation of a GenBank genome assembly.